CUACACAAAACAAUCAAACACUCUGCCACUCUACACACUUACUCACUCAUCCACUAACUUUCACAACACCAUGUUGAAGGAAGGCACCGCCAACAACAGUGGUGGCGGAACUACCAACUGGUCACGUGUCUGUGACACGUGCCGGUCAGCAGCAUGCAUAGUCUAUUGCCAUGCUGACUCCGCAUAUCUAUGCUCAACUUGUGACGCUCGAAUUCACGCGGCCAACCGUGUGGCUUCGAGGCACGAGCGAGUGUGGGUAUGCGAAGCGUGUGAGCGUGCGCCCGCCGCGUUUUUAUGCAAAGCGGAUGCAGCUUCGCUUUGCUCAUCUUGUGACGCUGAUAUUCACUCAGCGAACCCUUUGGCUAGUCGCCACCACCGUGUCCCUAUUCUUCCGAUAAUAGGGUUACUGUUUGGAGAACAAGAACAUGGGUUCAUGAAUGAGGUUGAAGAGGAAGAGAAUGAAGAAGGGGUAGUUUGUGAAGACGAAGAUGUGGCUGAAGCAGCGUCGUGGUUGUUGCCGAAUCCUGUGAAGAACGAUGAAUUAGGGGAAGAAGAAAAUGGAUUUUUGUUUGGAGAUGAGUAUUUGGAGCUUGUGGAUCAUUGUAAUUCUUGUGGGCAUAACAAUAACCAGUUUAGUGAUGUUGGUUUUGGGGAUCACCACCAAAAUUACAACACUGUUGCUCAUCAUCAGAACUAUGCGGUGGUUCCAGUUCAGUGUGGAGGAGAAGUUGUGGGUCAGGUUCAACACCAUUUUCAACCCGGUUUGGAUUUUGACUCUUCAAAAGCUGGGUUCAGUUACGAUGGUUCUCUUAGUCAAAGUGUUUCGGUUUCAUCAAUGGAUGUUGGCGUUGUACCAGAAUCAACAAUUAGUGACAUCUCAAUAUCCCAUUCAAAGUCACCAAUAGGGACCAGUGACCUAUUUCCUCCUCUUCCAAUGCCUUCACAUCUCACACCAAUGGAUAGGGAAGCCAGAGUGCUAAGAUACAGAGAGAAAAAGAAAACAAGAAAGUUUGAAAAGAAAAUUAGAUACGCCUCAAGAAAGGCCUAUGCAGAAACUAGACCUCGUAUAAAGGGUCGAUUUGCAAAGAGAACUGAUACAACACUAAUCACUGAAGCUGGAUGUAGCAUUGUUCCCUCUUUCUGA
Molecule: messenger RNA, 1144 nt
Organism: Abrus precatorius (Indian licorice)
Lineage: Eukaryota; Viridiplantae; Streptophyta; Magnoliopsida; Fabales; Fabaceae
Product: zinc finger protein CONSTANS-LIKE 2-like
Exons: 2
Coding region: 71-1144 (357 amino acids)
Biological process (GO): regulation of flower development
Cellular component (GO): nucleus
Molecular function (GO): zinc ion binding; protein binding
Source: RefSeq, a predicted model, not a curated record